AUGGCAUCAAAAGACCACAAGCUGGGCGUCCCCGAGACGGACCAACCACAGCUCCAGGCGGGUGGAGGCACGGCGGCAGCAGCCACCAAGGCACGCGAGGUCGACAGCCUGUCUCCACUCGUCGUCAAGUAUCUCCGUGCCAUGUACGACGAGCUCUCGACGCGAUACAACCUCGCAACGCCAGAAGGUCAGAUCCAGUGGCUGACACGAGAGCAACAAUGCUCGGGAGAGGAUGCACACCUGCUGCACGACGGCUCCUUCUCCCACUUCGCCGACUACUUCCUCUCGGGCUCAGCAAACGUCAUGGGCCCUCCUCCGCCCAUCGACGAGUCGCACCCCAUCUCCAACUACUUCAUCUCCUCCAGUCACAACACGUACCUGACGGGCAACCAGCUGUCGAGCGAGUCGAGCACCGAUGCAUACAAGAACGUGCUGAUGAGAGGCUGCCGCUGCGUCGAGAUCGACGUGUGGGAUGGCGAGCCGCCCUCGAGCUCGAGCUCCGAGGAUGAAGCCGAACGCGUGGGACAGAAAAAGGUCCGCAAGGAGAAGUCAAAGCUAGGCAUCCGCGAGAGGCUGGCCAUCCGACUCCGUGGGAAGUCGGCCGCCAAGCAAGACGAGCCGAACAAGGACGAGGCGCCUGCGUACCACGGAGAGGAGAGGGUCACGCCCUGGAAGUCCGACGUGACGUACAGAGCUGAGCCCAAGGUCUACCACGGCUACACCCUGACGAGCGAGAUGACGUUCCGCGAAGUGUGCGCGACGAUCCGGGACUACGCGUUCGCAGCAUCCAACCUGCCACUCAUCGUCAGUCUGGAGGUCCAUGCCAGCCCGGAGCAGCAGGAGAUCAUGGUCGAGCUCAUGACCGAGUACUGGAGGAACAUGCUAGUCGAUCUUCCUCUCGACCCUUCGCAGACCGCCGAGACCACAAGCCUGCCAACGCUGAAAGAGCUAGAGUGCAAGAUCCUCGUCAAGGUGAAGCGUGGCCACACCAAACCCACAGCCGCUCCAGCAAACCCAACAACGCUCCAAGCGCCGGCUCCAGAGCUGCAAAAGACCACUAGUGCAGACUCGGUGGUAUCUUCGGCAUCAGACGACGAGCUGCCUGACGGCCAGAAGAAGCCACCGAAAACAAAGGUCAUUGAAUCUCUGGCCAGACUUGGUGUCUACUGUGGAGGCUACUCGUACAAGAGCCUGGCCGCACCCGAAGCCAGCAUACCGACCCACGUCUUCUCCCUCUCCGAGAAGACGCUUAUGGAAGUCCACGAGACCGACCCCGAGGCCCUCUUCCACCACAACAAGCACUUCUUCAUGCGCGCCUACCCCAAAGGCCUCCGCAUCAACUCCGGCAACCUCAACCCCUCCGUCUUCUGGCGUGCCGGCGUGCAAAUCGUCGCCCUCAACUGGCAGCGCUGGGACGGCGGCAUGAUGCAGAACGAAGCCAUGUUUGCCGGCACAGGCGGCUGGGUCCUCAAGCCGGAAGGAUACCGCAGCAUCAGCGAGGCCGCUACGCAGAAGCACGCCAUCGCACAUCACAGCCUCGAUCUCAGCAUUGAGUUCCUGGCGGGUCAGAACAUUCCUCUGCCGCCCGAAGAGGACAAGCCAAGUGACUUCAAGCCGUACAUCAAGGUCGAGUUACACGUUGAGAAGUUCGAAGAGCGCGAGGCGCAGCCGAUUCCUGGCGACGGGAGGGGAAGCAAGGCCGAGUACAAGAAGAAAACUCGAACGUACAGGACUACGGAUCCUGACUUUGGGCGGGAAGUCGUCAGCUUCAACGGUGUGUACGGAGUCACGGAAGAGUUGACCUUCGUUAGGAUCAAGGUCAUGGACGACGAGCGGCUCUCCGAUGACCUCGCAGCCUGGGCGUGUUUCCGGCUCGACCGCUUGCAGCCGGGUCUGCGCAUCCUUCAUCUGUACGACAGCAACGGUGUGAUCACAAAGGGCGUACUGCUGGUCAGGAUCGGCAAGACGGUUAGUCGGGCGUGA
This is a messenger RNA of Ascochyta rabiei, 1983 nucleotides long. RefSeq lists its product as uncharacterized. Bases 1 to 1983 code for a protein of 660 amino acids. Lineage: Eukaryota; Fungi; Ascomycota; Dothideomycetes; Pleosporales; Didymellaceae. The transcript is spliced from 2 exons. The record is from RefSeq and is a predicted model, not a curated record. Gene Ontology annotation, molecular function: phosphatidylinositol-4,5-bisphosphate phospholipase C activity. Gene Ontology annotation, biological process: lipid metabolic process; phosphatidylinositol-mediated signaling.